GAUUGUGAAACGCCCGUGUUCAGGCUCAUAAUUAACUUAUUACUGCUACUUUCACUAAUCUAAUAAUUGAUCACGAUAAUGACAUUCUGUGAUCUUAAUUCAAGCUUUGAAUGAAUUAGGAAUAUUUGGGUAAAAUGCGCGCACCUGCACCGCGGAGUGAUACGUGUAUACGUACAUCACGUCUACCCAGGUGAGGCAAAACAGGUAAACAUCGGUUUAAUUUGACGUUGUGAAGUUAUUCAAACACCAGUACCACAUUUUUGGAGGGCAGUCUUUAAUGUUCCCUCGAGGGAAGCCUUUGAUUUAUAUUUUCAGUGAUCCCUGCUGCCCGGAACGAGAAAUGAAUACCACGUGUAUGUUACCUGUACGUUUCAAAGGUGGCGGCGCGCCUUUACUUGUCAGUUUCACAGGUUAAUACAGGUAAACUGCACGUGACACUGUGAUAGCUGUGACUCAUAAUGCCAUCAUGUUGGAUGGUUGGGGCUUCAGAAGAAGCGGGAUAUGCCACUCUGGAAAAGAAAAAAGUCACAGAGGGAAAAGAGAAUAUCCAUGGAUACAGGGAAAGAUCAAUAUAUUGAAUAGUGCACUUAUAUGUCUAUCAGCACAUCGUAGGACAUCUUAUAAUCAGGGGGCAAGUGUAGCAGUUACCACCAUAAAAGCCAUUAAAGGUCAUGAUGCGCCUUUGUUCUUUUCCAAGAAAGGACAGAUACAGAACCCGAUAAGUCACGCCAGCAGAACCUGUAAAAACGACAACCCUGAGUACCUUCUGCGUGAGAAGCAUACAAUGAUGGUUGAUGACUUUAAUGUGUGAUGAGUAGCAUUGUCAUAGGUACCUGUACAUAAGCCAGGAUGGAAUAGUGCCUUUCGUAGCAAUAUAAUGGAGCAAGAUCCAGCCCUUAAUGUCAGGUCAUUGGGGUCAAAGGCCGGGAAGCUAGAGGGAGCCGAGGAAGUGCCACAAAGCAGUCAGGUUUUUGCACAGGUUAAAGGAAAAUCAGCUUCACCACAGGCUUCAUUUGAGCAACAGUCAGUGCCCAGAAUUAACAGCGGUUAUUCCUGUGCUCCCAAAAAAGCAUUUCUGGGACGCCAGCAGAGUAUAGGAUCAGUGCAAUCCAAAAGCCCAGGAAUUGGAACGGCAUCUCCAUCAACAGAUCCUAAAGUGAUUGUACAGGAGUAUUCUGACACUGAUGAUCCAGGGUUCACAUCAAUUUCUGAAUCUGACUCCAACUCAAAAAUGGCCAGUAGUGCUCAGCUGGAGACAGCAGCAUCAGUUAAAGAAUUGAAAGUGUUACCGGACAGCAAGAACAAAUUAUUAACAGAGCAAAUAACUUCCAAGGAAGCUGUUGCUGCUAGCUCAGCCUAUCAGUCAGAAAAUAAUGGGAAAACACUCCCACAAGCUAAUAAAGAUCCAAAGUCUGAUGAUAUCAGCAAUUAUGCUGAGAAAAAAUUCAAAAUUCGCCAUUUGAUUGACUGCUUUCUGGAUUCACAGAAUAUUAGACAGCAGCUGCAGCAGGCGAAAGAAGAGUAUUUAGAACAAGGUGGUGCAUCAGCUUACUAUUUGCUGAAAGAUGAUGAUAAUUCUGAGUCCUAUUCUGAUGAUAUUUGUGAGGAUGAUGAAAAUUCACAAGCAGGUAGUGUGUCACUCCCACUGAAAGACACACCUGAUGCCUCACAAAACGUGAAUGUCUCUUCUGAUCAGAUGUGUCACAGUGAUAGCAUCACCAAUUCUUCCCCAAGAACACUGGGUGUUGCAGAUGGAGGAUCUGCCAAUUAUUCUCCAAAGGGUCAGGAUGCAGUAGAUGUUGGACCUGCUCUUCCAGCUGUGCCCUUGACAGAAACCGUCUCAACAAUUCAGUCCAAAAUUGAUGAAUUAGUAGAAAAUGCAAUACAUUCAUCUUACAGAGAAGAGCAAGAUGAUUAUGAACAUAAUCAAACUUCAGUAGCUGGUAAUGGUUCAGUAAUUAGUAAAAUGGACUUCUUGACAAAACCAGACAAUGCCAGUUCAAGUGAAUCUGUGAACAAACAACCACAGAAAGAAAUAAACUUAGAAAAUAACAGAACUUUGAUUAGUUCUCCCAAUGCACAAGGAAACAUUAUAGCUCGUGCUAUUGCAACUGAAAAAUCAAACAGCAGCACCACAGAAUAUCACGAUACUCCAAUGCCUAACAGCAAUCCUUUGCUUGCUUUGGCUGAUAUUGCAAACAGGCAAAGCAGGGCUGGGACUUCCCCUAGUGCUUCUCAGCCUCUUGAGGCAGAAAACCAGUCAAAAAGAGACACUAACACCAACCACUUAAACUACAAACCUCCAGACUACAUGGCUCAUCAGCCAGCACCAAUGCCCCCACCUGCAAUGCACCCAGAGCAGCGGGUCCGGGCACCAAUAUAUCGCCCACCAGUGGAAAUGAGGGUACAAGACUACCGUGGUAACGUGAGUCCAAAGCAAAGUCACCAGCAACUACACCAAAGUGAGCAGCCUCAGUCACAACAGCCGCCUCCCCCUGUCCAGCCCCCAGGGAUGAUUAUGGGUGGUCCCAGGAUCCCCUACCACCCACACGCAGGGUACCCACAAAUGCCCAUGGGCAUGAUGAUGCCAGUUGGGCAGAGACAAAGGAUCAUGCAGCCAAGAGUGGCCAUGCCUCCACCAGCUUCCAGGAUGUCUGCUGGUAUACAUCCAUCUUCACAGUCAGGGAGGAUGCCUAGUGGGGGUCAAACCAUGAGGAUGCCAACUGGUGCGGGCCAACCCAUGAAGACACCCCCAGGUGGGGGGCAAGCUAUGAGGAUGCCCCUUGGUGGACAGCCAAUCAGACUACCACCUGGUGGUGGUGGGUCAUAUCCAAUGAGGAUGCCACCUCCUCCACCACUGAUUCCACUAGGCAACUCGCAAACAGCAAAAGCAAGCCUGGGAAGUGGCUCUAUAAGUGAUAGAUUUCCAUCUCCAGAGCCAGUGCGAAAGAGUCCAGAUUCUCUCUCUCCGCAUUCCUUUGGAUCUUUUAGAAUGUCCCCAAGAAUACAAAAUCCACUUUUGACCAGAAUGCAAGCAACUGGACAGAAUUAUCAAACAAUGAAAUUGAGGACUGUCCCAAUGGAAACCUCACAAAAUGAACCACUUAAUCUUAAGUCUUCCCUUGGUGAGGGUCCAUUGGAUCUUUCUGUCAAGAAGCGCAAGGCACCAGAUGAAAAUGACAGCCCUUCCAAAGGAUCUGAAGUGCCUCUGGAUUUAUCCAGUAAGAAAGCAAGAACAGAGGGUGACCCUACCUCACCAGUGAUUAUUCCCAAAUCUGAGCCUAGGUCCCCAUCCCCCUGCCACACCCCCUCUUCACUAAGGGGGUUGCCUUCAAUGAGAACCCCACCUGGACACUCCCCUAGCCCAGGGGCCAGUUGGCCCAUGGUGCCUGGAAUGUCCCAAGGACCUCGUAUGGUGAGUCCAGGGAUAAUGUCAAGACCAAGCUCACACAAUACACCAUCUCCUGGGCAUGCACCCAUAGGAAUCAGGGCACCAUCUCCUAUGGGGACUCCAGGUGUGAAUCCCAGGUUACCACACCAGCCACCCCCAGCUCUCCUUUAUCAACCAUCAGGUGCAACAGCAAGGCAAAAUCCUACACCCCCUGCCCAAGGAAGGGAGAACCCCUCACCUCAAUCAGCUGCUUCAGGAAAUAAUGGCAAUAAUCCACGGAUGUGUGUCCCAGCACAGAUGUUAAUUGGUAACCAUUCACCAAAGGACAUUUUGUACAUGCUGUGCCGCAUGUGUGGAAGCACCUAUGGAAGUGUGUAUGGCUUUAGGCGCCAUUUUCGCAAUCAGCAUGGAUUUGAGCCAUCCCCAGACCAUGUGUUCAUACAGAGUAUCUCACAGACUAAAGAAUAUAUACAUCGCCAGGCUGCAGGAGAGGGUUUAUUGUCUCUAUCCCAGGCUGGGCCCCCACAAAAUCAGAUGCCUGUUCCCAUGACACCACCACCACUGCCACCUGGGGAACAGAUUCCGCAGCCUGUGCAAGCAGCACAAAUUCCACCACGACUGCCAGAAUUACAGAGAUUGCAUAGUUCUACUUCUCCGGGCAGUGGGUCUGAUAGUGACAAAAGUGCCCCCCCUGGUGAUAAUGUUGUAUUGAAUUGUCAGGAUUGUGGGGAAGAUUUCCCUCCUCAAGAGUGGCAGCAUUUUAAACGGCACAUUCGUUCACACUUUGGUGAGCGCAAGCACAAAUGUACAUACUGUGACUACUCUACAGAUUACAUGCACCACUUGCAGGAUCAUAUCAACAAACAUACCAACAAUCGUCCCCAUGUAUGUAAAAUAUGUAAUAUAGCUUAUGCAAAUGCAGGAACUCUCAGUCGGCAUGUACGUACGGCACAUGCAGGAGAAGAUGGAAGCAGGCUCCACUACUGCCAUCUGUGUGGGAAAAGCUACAGAUUCUUUAAGGACUAUAAAGAACACAUAGAGCAUCAUAAACAAGGCCUUAUUCCUCUUCAACUGAAGUCAUCUCUUCCUGGAUCUUCCUCAGUUUCUACCCCAUCUCCUGAAUCAGGGGAAGGGGUUCCCCAACAUCCACAUCAUGGGGGUCCCUCGAGUCCCGAUUCAGACAUGGCCUCCCUAAAUGCAUCUGAUAUCCAGGAAAAGUUCAAGAAUGAUGUGUUGGUUAUUCUCUCAGAAGAUGAAAAGUCCGAUUCUCAGUCUGUUGAUAAUCAUGUGAACAAUAAUGAAACUGAUGAUGUCUCACAAUCUUCAGAAAGUUCACCAAAACAUGUGAAGACUGGUGAUGUAAUUCGAAAAAUGGUAGAGAUGGAGGUGACCAAGUCAGUAGACAAUGGCCAGGUUGAGAACUCUGGUUUGCCCUCUGUCAAACAUGAAACAAACACUGACUCUGUGUCAACUGCUUCUCGGGUCAACUUUGCUAGGGAUGCUGACACCAAAAUUUCAAGGAAACUGAGAGCCACAGAAUUAAUUGGCCAGAUCAUAACGAGAGAAUUGAGAAAAGCUGAGCCUGAAUCAAGUUCUACUUCUGUGCUGACUUCCUGUGAUGGUCAGUUGAAAAAUGAAAAAGUUAUUCAGUCUGUUGGAGAAAGUACUUUCUGCAGGCAAGAGGCUACAGAAGCCAGUGACCUUGUUCACAACAGCAGCUGCCUAGAAAGCACCUCCCUCAAAGUAGACCCUUCCCCUGAGGACAAAGUCCAGAUUCAAGAGGCUGAUAACUCUAAUGGCAAUGAGGUUAAUACGGAUAAGAAUCGGAAACAUUCAAACCUAGACAAGUUGUCCAAAAUGAUAGACACUCUGGAGGAUAAGGAUAAUAGUCCAGAGAGAAAGAACAAUGAUUCUAGUGUUGAAUCCCCAGUUAAAAAAGACACAAGAUCACAAAGCAAAGACAAGAAUAAAUCUGAUCAUUUUUUAGCGAGCAGCCCAGAGUUCAACCAGAAGACCAGUGCAUCCUGUUCUGAUAUAGAGGGGAUUGGAAGUGCUGUGGAUGUUAACCAACAUGUGGUGGGCUCUGGGCGGGCCGAGAAUUUAGGUUCUGUACUGAGCAGGCCUGGUGAUCAAGAACUAGGAGAUUAUAGAGACAGUAGAGAGUUUGAAGUAAGAAAAAAUGAAUGUAUUGCUGGGCUUGAUAAAACGCAAGGAUUAGGAAGUUGUAGUGUAAAUGUAGAUUUAGAGGCAAGAGACUCAGUGUUUGUGAACACACUGUCUGAAAAAGCAGCUCAAUGUGUAUCACAAAAAACUACAGGUUUUCUUACAAAAGAUGUUAAUCCUAAAACACCAGACUAUGUUGAAAUUAAAACCAGUGAAUCUCGUGCAAAUGCUUAUCAUGAGCAUGCAAGUCUAAAUAAACCAGUGUGUCAAGAAGGCUCCAGAGAUACUGAAAUCCUUUCAGAAACCAAAAACCUCAGUAAGAGCAUGCCGAAAGGCCAUUCAAUAGAGAAACAAUGUGAUCUGCCUAACAAAGAUUUCAUUGAGAGUACACUGUCAUCAGAGAUAGAUCCUAUAGAACCUCCAAGUUCUCAACAAAAUGUUCAGAAUGAAUACCAUACUGGCAGUAACAAGAGAAUUGAAAGUGAUAGUAAACUACAGGAAGAGUCAUAUUUUGAGAUGUCUUGGGAUAUCUUUCCUGCAAGUGAUGAUAAACAACAACAAAAAGCUCAGGAAAGUGAUAAUUUAGAAAACUAUAUCUCUUCAGAUUCAUGUAAUACCUCUUCACUUCUUGCAGAUAAUUCUGUGGAAUCAAAUUUGUUGACACCUGAAGUCCAUGAUGAGCAUCAACAAGUUCCCAGUUUAGCUGUAUCUGAAGUUCCUCAAAAUAACCCACCCACACUACAGGAGAAUGUAGCUUCUCAAAAGUUCAAUGAACAGCACCAAGACGUAAAUGACAGUGAUAUUAGCACACACAUCAAAAAAACAGAGCAAAAGUCAAAUACAGUAAACAGAAGUUGUUUAAUGAAAAACAUCAAUGACAAUCAACUGAAUAGCUUUCCUACAGAAAAUGAUUCGCCUUUUAUGUUUAACAUUGAAAGUUCCAGCCAAGACUCACAUUUGCAAGGUCCAAGCUCAGGGGAAGUUGAAAAAUGCAAAGCGAUGGACACCAAAAGUUCAAGGAGACUCAGAGCUGCAGAAUUAAUUGGCCAGAUUAUAACGAGAGAAUUUAGAAAAACAGAGACUGAAUCAAAUUCGACUGAUGUGCCAACUCCCUGUGAUGGUCAGUUGAAAAGAGAGAAAGUCACUGUGGUAGAUGGCUCUGAAAAAAGCGUAAACCUGUCUGACAUUCAGAGGCAAGGUAGUCCAGUUACAAAUGACAGUGACUUCCUUAUCAUCAAAGAUGUUUCAGAGAAAAUGCCUGCAAAACCAAAUGGUAAAGAGUAUUGUACUGAAAGUGAUUAUGCAUUAGAAACCGCAAAAGGCAUUACAAACUUGACUGGCUUAAAAGGAUAUUCAGAAAGUGUUAAAACUGAAAAAAUUCAUGACAAAGGUGAAAAUAUGCCUGACAGUGAUAUUAUCUUAACUGAAAGCCAUAUCAGCUGUGAAAAUUAUGAAAAUGCAAACAUUUCAGAGACCCCUGCCAAUAGACCAGUAAGUCAAAACCCCAACAAAGAGAAGUUCACAAAGAAUACCGAAGCUGAGGCAGCCCUAACUGAAGUUGAGCAGGUACCCACAGAAGUAGAGUCAAAUGAAGAUGUUGCCAUGGACACUGAAGAUAGAGUCCAUGCAGGAGAAAGUCAUGUUGUAUAUACUGACAGAAAAUGUGUUCAAGAGAUUGGAGAAUGUGCAUCCGACUCUUGUGGAUUAGCUGAUGCCAUAUCAAAGUUUUCUAGUUUGAACAGGCCAGCACUACAGGCAUAUUCGAAAUUACCCAGUGACAAGGAAACACAGAUACAUGAAGAAGAAAAAGUAGAUGAAAAAAUGGCGGAUAAAACUGUCAAGACAGAAACAGGUGGUCCAAGAUCUGCAAGUGAUGUCAAGACCUUUUUGGAAAGUGAAACUGAAUGUGAUAAUAGCACCAACAAUGAUAACCUUACAUUAGACAGCAAAGGCUCUACAGCAGAUGUGUAUUGUGAUGAAAAUGAAGUAGAUCCUGACAUUUAUAUCCCCAAAACAGCAAAUAAUGAUGAUGUGGAAAUUUGUGAUAAGGCGUCAAUUUCAGCCAUUGGUUCUGCAAUGAAUUCCCCACCCACUGCCGGCCAAACAUCAACAGCAGCUAAUAUCACAGCCCAUGAGGUAAAAGAGGCAAUGCUUGACAAAAACCCAAAAAGCCCUGUAAAUGAGCCAUCAAUUAUGGAUGUUAAUGAUGCUGGUUUGAAAGAAGUACCAUCCAUAGCAGUUUCUUCUCUGGCAGUGGCAAAUGCCACACAAGUACAGGAAGCAGAAACAACACCAGACAGUUGUAUUGUAAAGGGGUCAGAGGAAGGGGCCUUUGAUGGCAUGCCAGUUGCAAAUGUCACAGAACAUGUCAAGAAUACAGUUAUUGACAGUAAACUGCAAAUUGAAAAAGAUUCGGAGCACAACUACUCACUUGAGCCGACAGCAUGUUCUACUGAAAUUCAUGGACAUUUGGGUGUCAGCAGAAAUGUAGAACAAAAGGUUACAAAUGAACAGAAAAGUAUUUUAUCUGAAGAGUCUCAUGAAUUGCAAGAAUACCAUGAUACAAAGUACAUGAUGUCAAAUGGCUGUACUAAUCCCUCAGAAAUGGUAUAUGAAGACGAAAAAUGUGACCAACAGCUUAUAUUUUCAGAAUCACAGUGUACAGUUGCCAAAAAGUCCAAACCAUUGGAAAAUGCAUCUUUACAAGGAGGAAAAAGAUAUCCAGAAGAAAAUUCAGAAACUGCAAACCACAGCAAUGCUACAAAAGAUUUUGAAUGCAAGGAUCUAGGUCAAGAAUCAGUCUAUCAUGCUUUCGAAUCAGAAACACAGGAUAUGUCAACAACCAUUGGACAACCAAGGAGCUCUGUUGGAAUUCAAAGUGGCUAUGAAAAUGCUAGUGCUAUCUAUUGUACUGAAAUUAAUGAACCAGAAUCAAAAACAAAGCUCACUGAAGAUGCAGAUAGACCUCUGGACACAGAAACAUCAGCAAAGCUAUCAACCACAGUAGAUGUUAGUGAUAUAGGCUCUGUUCAUAGUAACUUGACACCUACUAGUUAUGAUGAAACACAUAAAUUUGAAGAGUCUACAGAAUUGAAUAUGGGGGAAGAAUCUGAGCAUUUUAUUGCUUUGGGAUCAUCUGCAGCCUCUUCAGGUGGUGUAGAACCAUCAGACUUUGUUAACAAUUAUUUGAAGUUUCAAGAAUGCUUAGAUACAGGAAUCCAGAAUUGUGAAACACAUGCAGUUAAGCAGUUAUCCCAAGAUACAGCUGUACAAAGUGUGGAAUCAAGUUCUCAUAGUGAUGUUCUACAGACUUGUUCAGAUUUAACAAGCACUUGUCAAGGUGAUAACAUCACUGAACAGAAACGGGAAUUUCAACCAUGUCUUAGUCUGAAAGCCAAAGUGGAUUUCAAGAAAGAAACGUUUUCUUAGAAGAUGAUAAUGUUGCCAAUUCCAAA
This is a messenger RNA of Lingula anatina, 9009 nucleotides long. RefSeq lists its product as uncharacterized. Gene Ontology annotation, cellular component: nucleus. The record is from RefSeq and is a predicted model, not a curated record. Gene Ontology annotation, molecular function: RNA polymerase II cis-regulatory region sequence-specific DNA binding; DNA-binding transcription factor activity, RNA polymerase II-specific. Gene Ontology annotation, biological process: regulation of transcription by RNA polymerase II. Lineage: Eukaryota; Metazoa; Brachiopoda; Lingulata; Lingulida; Lingulidae.